Alternaria infectoria is the source of this 294-nucleotide messenger RNA. RefSeq lists its product as uncharacterized. The record is from RefSeq and is a predicted model, not a curated record. Lineage: Eukaryota; Fungi; Ascomycota; Dothideomycetes; Pleosporales; Pleosporaceae. The transcript has 2 exons. The coding region runs from base 1 to 294 and encodes 97 amino acids.
AUGACUCCAGAACAAGAGAAGCAGGCCCAGGCGCAGUACGAAGAGAACCUCAAAGCCGCCAUCAUCUCCCACGCCCGCGUUAUCUUUGGCCUCGAGGACUCCUUGACCGACGUCGUCAGUAGCGAGGUUCCACAAGGCUUCGUCUCCCACGUCAUCCACUAUCCCAAGAUAAAGUCGUACCGGGGCGGGUUCAAGAGACUUUUGUCUUCUAAAACAUGCUCCGGGGUAUCAGAAACCUACGAAAACCUACUGCAGUUUCUUCGUUCUAGGAUGGCCGAGUACUUAGGUAAUUAG